This is a messenger RNA of Microcebus murinus (gray mouse lemur), 1462 nucleotides long. RefSeq names its product cartilage associated protein (gene CRTAP). Gene Ontology annotation, molecular function: collagen binding; protein binding. Gene Ontology annotation, biological process: peptidyl-proline hydroxylation to 3-hydroxy-L-proline; collagen fibril organization. The record is from RefSeq and is a predicted model, not a curated record. Lineage: Eukaryota; Metazoa; Chordata; Mammalia; Primates; Cheirogaleidae. Gene Ontology annotation, cellular component: endoplasmic reticulum.
UGGCGUCCCCGCCUCCCAAGCUCUCGGCCCGCCGCGUUGCGCCGUCCUUCUCCUUCCUUUCCUUCUCGCUCCCCUUUUCCUUCCUUCCUUCCUUCCGCCGGGCGCGAUGGAGCCGGGGCGCCGGGCGGCCGCGGCGCUGCUGGCGCUGCUGUGCGCGGGCUGUGCGCUGCGCCCGGGCCGCGCCCAGUACGAGCGCUACAGCUUCCGCAGCUUCCCGCGGGACGAGCUCAUGCCGCUCGAGUCGGCCUACCGGCACGCGCUGGACCAGUACGGCGGCGAGCACUGGGUGGAGAGCGUGGGCUACCUGGAGAUCAGCCUGCGGCUGCACCGCCUGCUGCGCGACAGCGAGGCCUUCUGCCACCGCAACUGCAGCGCGGCGCCGCAGCCCGAGCCCGCCGCCCGCUUCGCGGGCCACCCCGAGCUGCGCCUGUUCGGGGGCCUGCUGCGCCGCGCGCACUGCCUCAAGCGCUGCAAGCAGGGCCUGCCAGCCUUCCGCCAGUCCCAGCCCAGCCGCGAGGUGCUGGCGGACUUCCAGCGCCGCGAGCCCUACAAGUUCCUGCAGUUCGCCUACUUCAAGGCAAAUAAUCUCCCGAAAGCAAUCGCAGCGGCUCAUACCUUUCUGCUGAAGCAUCCGGAUGACGAAAUGAUGAAGAGAAACAUGGCUUAUUACAAGAGCUUGCCUGGUGCUGAGGACUACAUUAAAGACUUGGAAACCAAGUCGUAUGAGAGCCUGUUCAUCCGAGCAGUGCGGGCAUACAACGGCGAGAACUGGAGAACGUCCAUCACAGACAUGGAGCUGGCCCUUCCCGACUUCUUCAAAGCCUUUUACGAGUGUCUUGCGGCCUGCGAGGGUUCCAGGGAGAUCAGGGACUUCAAGGACUUCUACCUUUCCAUAGCAGAUCAUUAUAUAGAAGUUCUGGAAUGCAAAAUACAAUGUGAAGAGAACCUCACCCCAGUUAUCGGAGGCUAUCCAGUUGAGAAAUUUGUGGCUACCAUGUAUCACUAUUUGCAGUUUGCAUAUUAUAAGUUGAGCGACCUGAAGAACGCUGCCCCCUGUGCGGUCAGCUACCUGCUCUUUGACCCCAGCGACAAGGUCAUGCAGCAGAACCUGGUGUAUUACCAGUACCACCGGGACAAGUGGGGCCUGUUGGACGAGCACUUCCAGCCCAGACCCGAAGCAGUUCAGUUCUUUAACGUGACUACGCUCCAGCAGGAGCUGUAUGACUUUGCUAAGGAAAAUAUCAUGGACGAUGAUGAGGGAGAGGUUGUGGAAUAUGUGGACGACCUCUUGGAAGUGGCGGAGACCAGCUAGUCCACAGCAACCAAAGGCACUUCCUCUUGAUGUUCAGGAAACCCAGAAUCUCUGUCCUCCUUUUCCCAACAGCCCAGGUGUUGAUACCUCAAAGCCUUCCCUUUACUAUAUAAAGCACAAAAGGGAAGUCCCCAUCUCUUCCUCUACAUG